Lolium rigidum is the source of this 1679-nucleotide messenger RNA. Its product is annotated as glucan endo-1,3-beta-glucosidase 7-like. Gene Ontology annotation, molecular function: hydrolase activity, hydrolyzing O-glycosyl compounds. The record is from RefSeq and is a predicted model, not a curated record. Bases 298 to 1581 code for a protein of 427 amino acids. Gene Ontology annotation, biological process: carbohydrate metabolic process. The transcript is spliced from 3 exons. NCBI's taxonomy places the organism in Eukaryota, Viridiplantae, Streptophyta, Magnoliopsida, Poales, Poaceae. Gene Ontology annotation, cellular component: plasma membrane.
CUUAUUUUCGUACUGUAUAGGAGCGGCCUGAGUGAGGGGCUUUAGCGCUUUGCUUGGUCGCCCUCUGGCUGCUUUUGCCAGCAAUAAAAUUGCGCGAGAAAGAGAAGGAGAGGGAGAGAGCCCACCGUGUGUCCUUCUUUCUCCUCCUCGCUAAGCAACUCAUCGUCGUCCGGGGACAACCUUAGUAAGCAGCAGGAGUACUAGUUAAGCUGCAGCCCACCGGAAGCAAGGAAGCGAAUCGAGUGCUCCAUAAGGUACGAGGAAGCGGCAGACAGAAGUAACCGGAGCUCGAUCGACAUGGCCGGAGCGGCUAUGGCGCGGAGGAGCAGGCGGCCUCUCCUUCUUCCUCUCCUCCUCCUGGGGUUCUUGCUGCUCGCCCAUGUCCCUUCUGCAGCGCCGCAGUCCUUCAUCGGUAUCAACUACGGCGACGUGGCCGACAACCUGCCGCCGCCGGCGUCGACGGCGCGCCUCCUCAAGUCCACGACCAUCGGCAAGGUGCGCCUCUACCGCACCGACCCGGCCGUGGUCUCCGCCUUCGCCGGCACGGGCAUCUCCCUGCUCCUCGGCGCAGCCAACGGCGACAUCCCAAACUUCGCGUCCUCGCCGUCGGCCGCCGCCGCCUGGGUGGCCUCCCACCUCCCAUCCACCUCCUCCCCGGCCAUCAACGGCAUCUCCGUCGGCAACGAGGUGCUCUUCGCGGACGACGCCACGCUGGCCGCGCAGCUGGUGCCGGCGCUGCAGAACGUGUACGACGCGCUGCCGCCCAACUCCAGCAUCAAGGUCUCCACCGUGAACGCCAUGGACGUGCUGGCCUCCUCCGACCCGCCCUCCUCGGGCGCGUUCAAGCCGGCGCUGGCCGCCGCGCUCGACCCGCUCCUCGCCUUCCUCAGCAAGACCGGCUCGCCGUUCCUCGUCAACCCGUACCCGUACUUCGCGUACCAGGACGACCCGCGGCCCGACACUCUCGCCUUCUGCCUCUUCCAGCCCAACGCCGGCCGGCCGGACGCCGGGUCGGGGCUCACUUACACCAGCAUGUUCGACGCGCAAGUGGACGCCGUGCGCGCCGCGCUGGACGCCAAGGGGUACAAGGACGUGGAGGUCGUGGUGGCCGAGACCGGCUGGCCGCACAGCGGCGGCGCCGACGAGGCCGGCGCGUCGGUGGAGAACGCGCGCGCGUUCGUGUCCGGCCUCGUGUCGCACCUCCGGUCCAUGGUGGGGACGCCGCGGAUGCCGGGGAAGUCGGUGGACACCUACCUCUUCGCCGUGUACGACGAGGACCUCAAGCCCGGGAAGGCGUCGGAGAAGUCGUUCGGGCUGUUCCAGACCACGCUCACCGAGACGUACCCGACGGGGCUGAUGAGGAACGGCACCGCGGGCUUGGCGCCCGCACCGGCGCCGACACAGAAGGUGCCGCCGGCCAGCCCUCCUCCGGCGACGCAGCAGGUGACUCCGACCCCUCCAGUGCAGCCGGGCGCGGCGGCAGCGUCUUCUCGUCACAAUCGUAGUGCUGCUGAAUCGUCCCGCACUUUCUCGGCCCUCCAUCUUUUUGCUUGUUUCGGGUUUAUGGCUUUGUUGGUCUGAUCUUUUACUUCAGUUCUGCAAUUGAUGUGAAGUGUAUUGAGGCAAAAUCAUGUUAUGCCGGUCUGUGUCUUUGCAUUGUCAAACAACAGUUCAACUCA